UGUGGCUUCCGCUCCCCCAUCGGGCCCCGCUGGCGGUGAGGGAAGAAGGCGGAAGUUGUGGGAGUGAGGAAGGCGGGCGAGCGUCGCGGUGCGCAUGCGCCGAUCUUCAUGGAGCGCCGAGGGGCUCCGAGGGACGGAGGGCAGCCCAGGUUUUGGAUGAAGUAACUCUGAAGAAGGGACAGUGAAAAGAAAAGAAGUCCAGGGUGAGAACUUCUGAUGCAUAACCGACUAAAGAAAUGAAGGGCAGGCAGCAGAAAGCAUCAGAGACAGAAGAGGGGACGGUUCAGAUCCAGGAAGGAGCAGUAGCGACAGGUGAAGAUCCCACCAGCGUGGCCAUUGCGAGCAUCCAGUCGGCAGCCACCUUUCCGGAUCCCAACAUCAAAUAUGUCUUCCGAGCAGAGAAUGGAGGUGCUCAGCUGAUGUACAGAGUCAUACAGGUGGCCGAGGGCCAACUGGAUGGCCAGACGGAGGGCAGUGGGGCCAUCAGUGGCUACCCUGCGACACAGUCCAUGACCCAGGCUGUCAUCCAAGGCGCAUUCACAAGCGAAGAUGCAGUGGACUCCGAAGCCACGGCCACCGAGACCCACUACACUUAUUACCCUGCCACCGCAGUGGCCGACACCAGCACUUCUGCCGGAGCAGGGACGACUGCGGUGGUCACCACCCAGAACUCAGACGCCCUUCUGGGACAAGCCACGCCCACCGGCACAGGGCAGUUUUUCGUCAUGAUGUCACCCCAGGAAGUGCUGCAGAGUGGGACCCAGCGGUCGAUCGCGCCCCGGACUCACCCUUAUUCCCCGAAAUCAGAAGCUCCACGGACAACGCGGGAUGAGAAGCGUCGGGCUCAACACAACGAAGUGGAACGCCGACGCAGGGACAAGAUCAACAACUGGAUUGUCCAGCUGUCCAAGAUCAUUCCAGACUGUUCUAUGGAGAACACCAAGUCUGCACAGAGUAAAGGAGGGAUCCUCUCCAAAGCUUGUGACUACAUUCAAGAAUUAAGACAGAACAAUAUCCGUCUUUCUGAGGAGCUGCAAGGCCUGGAACAACUCCAGGUGGAUAAUGAAGUCUUGCGACAACAGGUCGAAGAUCUGAAGAACAAGAACCUGAUUCUACGAGCACAGCUCCGACAGCACGGCGUGGAGGUGAUCAUCAAGGAGUCCCACUGACCAGCCCCUCACCGGGAGGGAGGGCAUUGCUCAAGACACGCCGCCCACAGCAGGAGGCUCUGCUGCCCGGCAGUACCUGGGCUUCCCAGCCAGCCUUCCUCCCUCUCUCUGUGCUGCAUCGGAAGGCUGUGUCCCCCCCCCCUCAAGGCCAGGGCUCAGCUCAGGACACUCGACUUUGCCCAGUGGCGCCCCUUGGCUUGGCCCUCCGGGCUUGACGUUGACAAACGUACUCUUGGUUCGUAGGCCCCCUAAAACGAAUACACCCCCCGCCCCCGAGUUGUGUUGAUCCUCUCCCAGCCCUGCCGUUUUGCUCAGCAUUGCCGCCCGCUCGCACGCUUCCUCCGACGCCCCUUGCAUGCAACCUCACGUAGUUCCCUUCCACGGUUCCCUACUCCCACCUGUGGGCAGAGACCUCCGGGGAACCUUCCCCUCCAAGGCCCUGGUCCUGCCAAGCGAGGGAGUGGCGCUCUGUGCAGCCCCUUCCGCUUGCCCUCUUUCGCCCCCACCUUCCUUCUCUCCCGGGAUGGAUUCCGGAAGGCCGACGCUCGACGCUCCCUGUGGGGAAUCCCUCGUUGCCCAAAAAGACGCAACGUGGCUCACGUGCAGAGUGCCCAGGACUGGAGCGGGUCCCGAGUUCAUCGCUCUCUCGAAGAUGAUGCAUCUAACGAUCAGGAUAGCAGUUCUCUUUUUUUUUUUUUUUUUCGUUUUUCUCUUUUUUUAAAAAAAGAACAACCUGCAUUUGGGACAAAAAAAAAAAAAGGAACGUAAUUAAAUAGCUGCCUUGCUGGGUUCA
Crotalus tigris (Tiger rattlesnake) is the source of this 1962-nucleotide messenger RNA. Its product is annotated as upstream stimulatory factor 1. Lineage: Eukaryota; Metazoa; Chordata; Lepidosauria; Squamata; Viperidae. Gene Ontology annotation, molecular function: protein dimerization activity; DNA-binding transcription factor activity, RNA polymerase II-specific; RNA polymerase II cis-regulatory region sequence-specific DNA binding. Bases 237 to 1169 code for a protein of 310 amino acids. The transcript is spliced from 11 exons. The record is from RefSeq and is a predicted model, not a curated record. Gene Ontology annotation, biological process: regulation of transcription by RNA polymerase II.